CAACACCCGGCUAUUUUUCUGUUGCAGUUUGGCCGGGGCUGGGUUUGAACCCACCACCCUCGGCAUAUGGGGGCGGCACCCUACUCACUGAGCCAUAGGCGCUGCCUUACUAGCACCACUCUUAAUCCCAGAGGAAAUGCUCAUCAGGGUCCCACAUCCACAGCGCUGUUCCCUAACCUGUCCUGAGGGAAGCUUAUGGUGGCAAAAAGGACCUGAGAGAGUUUGUGGCAGAUAGCUCCAAGCUUGAACCUCAGUUCUGCCACUCACAAGGGACCUGGGAAGCCACCCACCCUCAGGAGCCUCCAUCUGCUCUUGUGUGCGGCAGGGACAUAGCAGCUCAAUGUAAAGGGCCUGACACGAGAUAGGAGCUCAGUGAAUAGCAGCGACUGUAAUUUCCCUGGGGCCCCAACACUCCUUCCUCUCUCCCUGUCUGCCACACUAGCAUCCUCCUCCACCCUCCCAUUUCCCCAGGCAAACAUUUGUCUGCUGCUCCACAUGAGGAAGCACCAGGUCACUCUAUCACGCAAGGCUAGGAUGGCCCAGCCAGGCCCUGCCUUCAUUUACCCACUGGCCUGCACUUCUUCCUAGCUCUAGGGGAACCAUCAACUGCUCCUCCCGCCUCCUCUCCUGCAGUCGGUCCCCUCACUGACUGGUCACCAUGGCUGCGCUGAUCGCAGAGAACUUCCGCUUCCUGUCACUCUUCUUCAAGAGCAAAGAUGUGAUGAUUUUCAAUGGGCUGGUGGCACUGGGCACAGUGGGCAGCCAGGAGGUGUUCUCUGUGGUGGCCUUCCACUGCCCCUGCUCGCCAGCCCGGAACUACCUGUAUGGGCUGACAGCCAUUGGCGUGCCUGCCCUGGCACUCUUCCUCAUCGGCAUCAUCCUCAACAACCACACCUGGAACCUCGUCACUGAGUGCCAGUACCGGAGGGCCAAGAACUGCUCAGCUGCCCCCAACUUCCUCCUCCUAAGUUCCAUCCUGGGCCGCGCAGCUGUGGCUCCUGUCACCUGGUCUGUCAUCUCCCUGCUGCGCGGUGAGGCUUACGUCUGCGCUCUCAGUGAAUUUGUGGACCCCUCCUCUCUCACAGCCGGGGAAGAAGGCUUCCCACCAGCCCAUGCCACCGAAAUCCUGGCCAGAUUCCCUUGUGGGGAGGGCCCUGCAAACCUGUCAGGCUUCCGGGAGGAGGUCAGCCGCAGGCUAAAGUAUGAGUCCCAGCUCUUUGGGUGGCUGCUCAUUGGCGUGGUGGCCAUCCUGGUGUUCCUGACCAAGUGCCUGAAGCAUUACUGCUCGCCGCUCAGCUACCGCCAGGAGGCCUACUGGGCGCAGUACCGCGCCAACGAGGACCAGCUGUUCCAGCGCACAGCUGAGGUGCACUCUCGGGUGCUUGCCGCCAACAAUGUGCGCCGCUUCUUCGGCUUUGUGGCACUCAACAAAGAUGAGGAGGAGCUGGUGGCCAACUUCCCAGUGGAAGGUACACAGCCGCGGCCACAGUGGAACGCCAUCACUGGCGUCUAUUUGUACCGCGAGAACCAGGGCCUCCCACUCUACAGCCGCCUGCACAAGUGGGCCCAGGGUCUGGCGGGCAAUGGCGCAGCUCCUGACAAUGUGGAGAUGGCCCUGCUGGCCUCCUAAGGACCUGAUUCGCACGCUCUUUACAAAUGGCACUACUUGGUCCCAAACUGAACCCCUCUGCCUCACACCAAAGGGGAUUUUCUUUUUUAAACUGGCUUCUUGGGCAAACAGACCAGAGGAGAGGAACACAAGGCAGUCUGGGCUACAGAAUGAUCCAGUAGACAACAUGAUCAGCUCUGACCUAAAGAAACUCCAUCUCUUGUUCCCACCACCCUACUUGGUCAACAGCUUGGGGAAAGACCUUCUGGAGCUGGUCUCUAAUAACUAUGAAAUGGAUGAUUUUAUGGGCUGGGACACCAAGCUGGGAAGUCCCAGACAGCAGGUCCUAGUGACAGUGAAAGUCACUAGAUUACUUGUACAGUACAUUGUGCAGUUAAUUUGUGUCUAACUGCACAGGGGACACCCAGCUCAGCAGCGCCCUGCUGCGAAGCUGCCCUUCAAGGGACACCUCUGGCCUUAUUUUAUACAUUUAAGUUUUUGAUAAAGCUUUUCUUACUGUAGGCAGCGCCUGUGGCUCAAAGGGGUAGAGCGCCGGUCCUAUAUGCCGAAGGUGGUGGGUUCAAACCCAGCCCCAGCCAAAAAAAAAAAGCUUUUCUUACUGUAAGGGACCAGAGUGGCAUCUGUAUGAUCGAAUGGGCCAUGCCACAGCAGGCUGGUGGGCAUGGGACCAGGCCUAAACUCCAUUCCCUGUGGGAGAGAAGGGGGCAGAACUAAAAUGCCACAGAGGUGGCAAGAGUACAGGGAACCCAGGUGUCACAGGGGAAGGCUUCACAUUUGAAUUCAAUGAUCUGAUUUGGGUUGGGGAAUAGAUGAGGCCUAGCCUUUCUCAGAGGGAAGCUCAGUUUGAAAUUUCAAGAGCCAGAAGAUCCUGCACUCAGUAGGAAAGAACUAGCUCUGGUAACCUUGUGCGACCAGGCCAGCCCCAGCCUCUCCUUCCCCACUACUUCCACUCCCUCUCAAACCUUCCUGGCAUAUGACUCAGUUUCCCAUGGAAAAGCUCUCAGGACAUUUAAGGCUCUGCUAGAGAAAAUUUUUAAUUCCCUCAGGGCUAAGCCAAAACAAAACUGGCUUCAACUACUUGUUGGGUCUAUGUUAGCCUCCAAGAACUCUGGAAUAUACAAGAUGGGGAGAGGUUAGGUGACCUGGCCAAGGUGGGCCCAGGAAUGGGACAUCAUAGGAGUUUAAGCCAAUGCCUGUGGCUUUCUUCUGCAGACCAGGUCUCCCAAUCUUCCCUCUGGGCUGUGUUCUACUGUCCCAGCCUCAUAGCCUCCACUACUGUGUGAAAAGCACUAGCUGAGCUGAGGCUGAGGACAUGCCCCAAGACUCAAGAUUGUAGGGGAGGGCCUGCACCCUAGACUCUAUUGCCCUCCUUGGCUGGACGGACAGCCUGCCAGGGACAAAGUGGGAUCCUGACCACAAGAUCCUUUAGAGUCAGCCCAUCUGCU
Nycticebus coucang (slow loris) is the source of this 3075-nucleotide messenger RNA. It is a transcript of the gene CALHM2, whose product is annotated as calcium homeostasis modulator family member 2. Gene Ontology annotation, molecular function: monoatomic cation channel activity. The record is from RefSeq and is a predicted model, not a curated record. The coding region runs from base 659 to 1630 and encodes 323 amino acids. The transcript is spliced from 2 exons. Lineage: Eukaryota; Metazoa; Chordata; Mammalia; Primates; Lorisidae.